UGUUGGGACAGUCCCUUUUCCCUAGAGGGGGGAUUGUGUCCCUGAUCCUGCGAGCACGGGGAACUGCGAACUUUGGAGCACACUGUGCUGGGGCUGUGGGUGCUGCAUGGGCUCUGUGGGCGCUAACUGGACCCUGUCCCCACAGGCAGACCUGAUCUCCACCAUCGGAGAGAGCGCGGCACUGGGUGCAGCUGGGGCCAUUCUGUGGGGAGAUGCAGUUGACACCAGAAACCGGGAGUUGUGCCAGUUCAUGAAAAACUACCUGGAGGGGGACCUCGGACGCUACAUUGUGAAUGUCACGACAGCAGCAGAGCUCUGCAGCACCACGCUGUGCCAGGGCCGGGGGCGCUGCCUGCGCCAGGACAGCCAUUCCGAUGUCUUUCUCCACCUCAACUCCACCAACUUCCAGCUGCGGCGCCGGGAUGCUGACCACCCCGAGCGCCCCCUCUUCUGGGCCGAGGGCCAGCUCUCCUCUGCUGACGUACUCUUCCUACGGACCCACUUUCACUGCCACUGCUACCAGGGCUGGCAGGGCAGUGGCUGCCAGACCCGCGCUGGCCCCCGCAGUCAUGCCCCUGGCCGUUUGGCACCGCUGGGACUCGGGGUGCUGUUGCUGCUUGCAAGCUGGUGCUACCCGCCCCUGGACUGAGCUGCCCCUGUCUCUGGUGGUGUAGGAGGAGCCUAUUUAAGAUAUCCCUACCCUGCCUGGGAGGCAGCUAAUUACGGAGGGCUGUCCCUCACUGUGGCGGUGUGGGGGAAGAGCUCUGCGGUUGCCCCAUCUCUACCCACCCUGCUGCAGUGCAGGUGCCCUUCCUGGGGAUGGGGGAAGGAGGGGACCCCUCUCCUGUUGUAAGGAGAGGGAUGGGGGCAAGAGGGACACGGGGGCGGGGAGCGGGUGCUGCGUGGUGCUGAUCCCCCGUGUGCUGCCCCACACUGGAGUGCUUUACCUCGAAUAAAGCUGGGUCAGACUGA
Messenger RNA from Motacilla alba alba, 972 nucleotides. Its product is annotated as hyaluronidase-2-like. Bases 107 to 649 code for a protein of 180 amino acids. Gene Ontology annotation, molecular function: hyaluronoglucuronidase activity; hyalurononglucosaminidase activity. The transcript is spliced from 2 exons. Lineage: Eukaryota; Metazoa; Chordata; Aves; Passeriformes; Motacillidae. Gene Ontology annotation, biological process: hyaluronan catabolic process; carbohydrate metabolic process. The record is from RefSeq and is a predicted model, not a curated record.